Molecule: messenger RNA, 2214 nt
Organism: Populus nigra (black poplar)
Lineage: Eukaryota; Viridiplantae; Streptophyta; Magnoliopsida; Malpighiales; Salicaceae
Product: protein EDS1L-like
Exons: 3
Coding region: 247-2013 (588 amino acids)
Biological process (GO): lipid metabolic process; defense response
Source: RefSeq, a predicted model, not a curated record
AAAACAGCAUGGAAUAUGGGAAUCUUUGUAAACUUCCAACAUGUUUCAGUAGAAAAGGAAAGACAGAAAGCUUUCGGAAAUUUCACGUUUCCAACCAAGUCAGGUAAAGUCCACAAGUCAAUGACGACGAACCGACCAUUUGUGCCCUUAUGAUUUCAUGAGUGUUUCAUUUCGUUUGUGUGUGAAAGAAGAAAAGGAAAAAAAAAAUCAAAAGCAGCAAAUUCCAGGAGAAAUUGAAGAGUAGUGAUGGGUAUUGUUAAGCUUGGAGAGAACAUGGGGAUCAAAGAAGAGGUGAUCAUGAAAGCUUGUUCAAUGGCCAUGAAGGCUCACAAAUCUCCAGAGAAGCAAUAUCUUUCUGAAGGGAUUCAAAGUUCAUCAUCUGAGCUUGUCUUUAGCUUUGCUGGAUCUUUGUCUGUAAAUGAUUGGUUUGCUGGAAGUGCCUUUGGAGAAAUGAAGGUGGAUCUUCAGUUCUUUCCUUCUCUCAAAUAUGUUGGUCUUGAUCAAACUGGCAGGGUCAAUGAAGCCUUUUUCAAAAGAUUCGAAGCAGUUUUGGCUAAUCCACGGUUCAAAGUUGAGGUGGAAAAAGCUGUGGCCGACAGAAGGCAAGUUGUAUUUACUGGUCACUCUUCAGGAGGGGCAAUUGCCAUACUGGCAACAGCUUGGUUCUUGGAAGUGUACAAUAGACAGAGCUCCAACUGCAUUGCGCCACUCUGCCUGACUUUUGGAUCUCCCCUUGUCGGUGAUUACAUUAUAAACAUUGCAAUUAGGCGUGAAAAAUGGUCUCGCUACUUUGUGAAUUUCGUUAUGAGAUAUGACAUUGUCCCUCGGAUUUCACUCUGUCCACUCUCUUCCAUUAAGCAACAACUUCAGCGAGUCCUCGAUUACUUUAAUCAAAACGCGCAACAACCUCCUAAUGAUGCCCCAGCUUUCUAUGAAACUGUGGUGAAAAAUGCAUCAUCUGUUGCUAACUAUGCUGCCUGUAAGAUCAUGGGGAGCACGAAUUCGUUGCUGGAAACUGUAUCGAGUUUCAUUGAACCAAGUCCGUAUAGACCCUUCGGGACUUACGUCUUUUGUACAGGAACUGGGAAACUUGUUGUCAUAAGUAACCCUGAUGCUGUGCUGCAAGUACUGUUCUAUUCCUCCCAGUUGAGCACUGAAGAAGAAAAGGUGACAGUUGCCCAAACAAGCCUAAGAGAUCAUUUGAACUACGAAAAUUACCUGCAAAAGCACUUAAAAACGCCAGCUGUAACAAGUUUAUUCCAUCAUCACCAAGAAGCACUUGCAGUGUCUUGGAAUGUUGCAAGCGUUGAGCGUGAGAAAGUUGAUAUGGCCUUGAAUGACCUAGGCCUGAGUGAAAGAGCCAGACUGUCUCUUCGUGCUGCUGAAGCGUUAGAGAAGCAGAAGUUGAGGAACCAGGCUACAAUUGAUGGAAAGAAGAAAGAUAUUGAGAAAUGUUUAGAUAAGCUACAAGAAUACCAAAGUAAGUGUGCACAUAAAGUUGGCUAUUAUGACGCCUUCAAGAGUUCAGAAGAAGAGGAGGAUUUCCAUGCUAAUGUAGAUAGGCUUGAGCUAGCAGGUAUAUGGGAUGUAAUAAUAGAAAUGUUGAAAAGGUAUGAACUCCCUGAUGAGUUUGAGGGCCAGAAGGAAUGGAUAGGUCUCGGAACCAGGUAUCGCCGCAUUGUUGAACCCUUGGAUAUCGCAAAUUACUACCGACACCUCAAGAAUGAAGACACAGGACCCUAUAUGGGAAAGGGCAGGCCAAGACGGUAUAAAUGCACUCAAAAAUGGCGUGAGCAUGCUGAGCAGUUGCCAAAUGAAAUUCCAGAAUCCUGUUUCUGGGCUGAGGUAGAGGAACUAUGCAUUAAAGCAGGUUGCCAGGGAACUAUAGAAAGCAUUUUGCACCUAAAGACCAAAGUUGAUAAGUGGAUUCAAAAUGAGGAACUUGGUGGUGAUGUUCUGCUGGAGAAUUCCACCUUUACGAAAUUGCAGAAACAACAUUUCCUGACCAACUGAUCUCUGGAUCUUGCAUUUUAGAGCUAAGGACGGAGUUGUAUGUCCAGGGACUUUUAGAAGUGUAACUAAUGUUAUUAUGAUCCUCUUGCAUACCUGAGCAAGAACUUUUUCUUAAUUAGUAAAUAUAUCCUGUAACUAAUAGUAUUGAUCUUAUUCAUAUAAAAUAUAUUUAUUAUUAAUAAAGGUUUUAUUUAUCUUUAA